AUGAAUAUUUUCUAGUCUAACUAACUGUCACCUUUUAUAAGUUAAAAGAUAGUUAAAAAGACCACAGUUGUUAUGCAACCGAAUCAAUUAAAGAAGAGUCAUGUAGAUGCUAAGCCUAUAAGAUUCUUAGAGUGGGAUGAUGAUGCAAAAUAGAUAAAAUUAUGUUUGGAUUUAAAGAGAUAUGUAAGUUAAUUAUAAUAUUAAAAUAUAGAAUUCACUUUUUAGAACUGGACCUGCUUCAUUUAUUGUAUUUGUUGUUGCGAGAUCAGAAAUAAAUUAAAUUUCUAAAUUGAAUUUAGAUAAGAGUUUACCUCUUAUAGAUACUAAACUAUAAAAAGGUAUUUAUAUUUGGAAUCAUGUUAUAUACAAUGAGCAUAAAAACAUUUNA
Molecule: messenger RNA, 388 nt
Organism: Paramecium sonneborni
Lineage: Eukaryota; Ciliophora; Oligohymenophorea; Peniculida; Parameciidae
Source: the annotation of a GenBank genome assembly